This is a messenger RNA of Clarias gariepinus (North African catfish), 5470 nucleotides long. It is a transcript of the gene myo15b, whose product is annotated as myosin XVB. The record is from RefSeq and is a predicted model, not a curated record. Gene Ontology annotation, molecular function: protein binding. Gene Ontology annotation, cellular component: cytoskeleton. Lineage: Eukaryota; Metazoa; Chordata; Actinopteri; Siluriformes; Clariidae. The transcript has 43 exons. The coding region runs from base 198 to 5090 and encodes 1630 amino acids.
UUCUGUACACACACCUUGUCACACUCCCCUCCUAUUUGGACUUCAAACCCUCUCUCUUAGGAUGUUACAUGUAUUUACCUGCAUCUAAUAAGAGCUCUUCUCGGCUGGCAACUUCUUGUGUCUCACCGUUUCGUUAGGAACAGAACAAGAAAACCAGAGCAAAACAGGUGGUCAAAUCUCAGUCUACCUAUUCAGGGAUGGACGUGGGAAUGCUGGAGAUCCCGGCUGAUCUAUCAGUACGAUUGCGCAGUGCAGCAGGGCGUCCAAAAGGGUCAGGGGUCACAGAGGUAGCUCCACCCCAGGUCAGAGCUGAGCACUAUCUCUCCUUGCCUCCUGAUAUUGACAGCUAUCCAUUCUCCCGAUACGCCAACACAGUACUCAAGGAUGGAUGGUGCCAGGCUAAGGGUCAGUCCCUACAGAGACCCCUCACUCCACUGGAGCCAGGAGAUGCCCGCGUAGCUCUGGAAAUAUACAAACUGAUUCUACGCUUCUGUGGAGACUCAGAUAUGACUGGAUGGCAGGAGCAGAUGUUAGGAAAUUACAUAGUGGAGAAAGGCCAAAGCAGACCUGCACUCAGGGACGAGAUCCUGGCUCAGCUAGCCUUUCACACAUGGGGUCGUGAGGUUGAGGAGGGCUCACUGAGGGGCUGGUUUCUCCUGGCGUCCUGUCUAAGUGCCUUCACGCCGUCUCCAUCACAGGAUAAACCGCUGCUCAAGUUUGUGUCCGACCAGGGUCCGGGAGAAUAUCGCUCUCUGUGUCAGCAUAAGCUUCUCACAUCUCUCCAGCUGCCAUCUCCCGCCUGUAGACAACACCCCCCUAUACAGCUCGAAUGGACUGCCAAUCAAAGAAAAGGGAAGAUGGUUGUGGAGGUCAACACCUUUAAUGAGGAAAGGAUAACAGCAGAAGUGGAGUCCUGGACCACAGGAGAGCAACUGGCAUCCUGGCUCCUGAGCUAUAGAAAUGUGCCUGAGCUUCAGCGGGGCUGGUCUAUGUCUCUGCUCACUGAGGAGGGCUGGUCUGACCUAAACGGCUGUGACUAUGUGAUGGACCUGCUGGCUGGUACUGAGACUGAAGGUGCCUUGGGACAAACAUCUGCCCACUCAGAUUAUCUUUUCAGUGACAUAGAGGACAGGAUGAUUUCCACGGAUUUGGAUGACUUUAUCCCUCCAGCCCCCUCCAUGCAAGCUCCUGGCCUGCCUCCUUCUGAAGCUGCUCAGUGGGACACCUACGGUCAAUAUAACACAUCUCGGGGAUCCCGAGAACCUAAGAUGGAUUCCUAUGUGGAUGACCUUUUUGAUCCUGUGCUGGAUCAGGGACCUCCAGACUUUGAGCGAAUGGCCAUGCUGAACCGCAGGAUGAGGGGAGGAGGCGGGAUGCACCCUAGCAUGUAUAGCGGGGCAGGAGUUCCAAUGUCAGUGCCAGCUUAUAAUAUGGGAAUGCCCAUGAAUCCAGCUAUGCCAGCCUAUGCAGCCCCACAGAUGAUGCCAAACAUGAUGCCUGGAGUUCCUCAAGUGCCUAUGAUGCCAAGUAUGCCAUCUGUGGUGAUGCCAGGUGCAAUGGCACAAUCCACAAUGCCCACCAGCUCUUCAGCCAUCAACCCCCAGCAGCUGGCUGACCAGCAGCAAGCUUUUAUCAACCAGCAAGCUUUACUCAUGGCUCAGCAAAUGACAUUGCAAGCAAUGACACUGUCCCAACAACAACAGCAGGAGCAGCUGCAAAAACAGCAGAAAAAACAGCAGCAGCAGCAAAAGCAGCUGCAACAGCAGCAGCAGAAACAACAGCAGCAGCAACAGCAGCGUCCACAGGCUCAAAAUACACAGAAAACCACUCCACCGGAAGAGCCCACUCACGCCACAGCACCUAAACCCAACAAUGCCCCUGUGCAGCAUAACUUCCCAGUGGUAGAGCAAGUAUGUUUGCCUUCUGCAAUAGAAAACAACAAUGCACAAAAGCCAGAAUCCUUUCAGGAGAAGAGAGCCUUCUUCCAGAAGAUUGGAACUUCGGAAGCUCAGCCAAAACCCCCACCAAAGGUUGCUAAACCACUUAUCUAUGCCACCCCACCAUCUGUACCUGCCAAAGCUCCACCUCCAAUUAAGCCAGAAGAAGUGAAACCACCUCCACAACCCAGUAAACCACCAGAGUCACCAAAGGCAGAACAUGAAUCUCCCCCACUGUCACCUUCUAAACCAGAACCCAGCAGCAACAUUCGAGAGAUAAUCAGGCAGUACCAAAACCGACCUCCUCCAGAGCCGAAGGCCUUCGAACCUGUCAGGGUUCCUGCCAAGCACUUUGUGAAAAAGAGCGACCCUAAAGAGGAGGCACUGGCCAUUCUCAAAGCAAAAGGACCAGUCUCGCCACAGAAGAAACAAUGGGCUCCUCCUCCUCCGGCUCCUCCACCCCAAUCUAAUAAACCUGGCCCUCGCUCCAUCUCCAACAGCAUGAAACAGAAGCAGCGCUCUCUUGCUGAUCUCUUUGGCUCGCAGCGCUCUCAGGCUCCACCCACUCCUCCUCCAGAACCCGCCCCAAUUCUCUUAAAUAACAUCCCUGCUCCGCCCCCUAUGGCUGCCCCAGGACUAGAUCAGAAAAUGGCCAAUGAGGAGAGUGUUCACUCCCAGCUACACAAAUUUUCUGCGAGUGUCUACUUCUCCUACUCACGUAUGCCAGGGAAGAUUUUCUUAAGAAAAGAGUUGUUCUACCCCAGAGAGAAGUUCACUCACCCAUAUAUACUCAAUUUACUGUGUGAGCAGAUCAUGAGAGACACCUACUCGGAUGCCUGUUUGCGAAUUUCACGUGAAGAGCGGCGCAAAAUGAAAGAUUUGCUUGCACAAUUCCACGUCGGAACAAGCAUCAGUACUGUGCAGGAUGACGGCAUGAAGAAGAGGGUUGUCAUGGCAGCCAGAGACAACUGGGCAAAUUAUUUUACACGCCUCUUCCCUGUCAAUGGUCGAAAUGGAGGCGAUAAUCAGAUUCUUGGUGUUUCACAUCGUGGCAUCAAAAUACUGCGGAUAGUCAGGGCAUCAGGCAUCAACCCAAAACACCUCAAACUGCUCCGGAGUUACAGCUAUGCAGAAAUGUUGUCUGUGGAGCAGAAGGGUGCUGAGUCCGUUUUAAUCAGCCUGAAAAGUGACGAGCUGCAGCUAAACUCUCCAAAAGCCCCUCAGAUAACUCAAGUUGUGCGCCUCUUCCUCAAAGAGCUGACUAAGGAUUCAGAGUAUGUUAUUGCUCUAAAGAGCUAUGUGACAGAUGACAAGAGCCUGCUUAGUUUCCAGAGAGGUGAUGUCAUUAAACUACUGCAAAUGGAUGGCCUCCAGGAUGGAUGGAAGUUUGGCUCAACCGGAGGCAGAUCUGGUCUAUUCCCAGUAGACAUCACUCAACCUUCUGCACCUCCAGAUUACCACAGCAUGUCCAUUGUCCGACAGAUUGAGAGAAAAAAAAGCACGAGGACCUCUCGGACCUCUCAGACCUCUCGGACCUCUCGUUCCUCGGUGGUGGCCCCUGUCGAACACCCGGUCUAUAGCAGCACUGGUGUGGAGUCAGUGACCAGUGAGCGCAGUCUUGAUGUGGGGUCGUUACACAGCUCAGAGUUCGACACCCAACAGUACCACAUGAUUGAGUUUGCCAAGAAGUAUUUCAGAGAGGCUGUUCUGAGGCCAAAUGAAAGAGGCCAGCCCAAUGGAGUAAGAGGGCUUGAACAGAUGGUGCAAUACACAGCGGAGCCUAUCAAUGAGUCUCUAAUCCUGUAUGAAGACAACGAGCUCACCAAUCUGGGUGUUCAGUCUUUUAUACAUUUGAUGCAGUUCAUGACUGACCAGCCUUUAAAGAAAGACCAGACAGAAGGAAAGUGUGCCAAUUUUAUACUACAGCUUGGGAAAGAGAAGGAGUUCCUCCGGGAUGAGAUCUACUGCCAGAUCAUCAAACAGACCACCAACAAUCCACACAAGGAGAGCUGUGCACUUGGCUGGCUUCUGCUUAACCUGAUCGCUGGCUUCUUCCCCUGUUCCUCUACAUUGUUGCCGUAUGUGUUACGCCAUCUAAAGAGCUGCAAUCAGGACUCCAACCAUCCUUUCCGAGAGAAGUCUCAUGUGUGUGAGAAUAAUCUCAAACAUUCACUCACCUAUGGAGGACGCAGAUAUGUUCCUUCUCCAGUGGAGAUGGAAGCCAUUUUGGCAGGUCGGACCACCCGGCGGUUGCCAAUCCUGCUCCCGGGUGAAGUAGAGUUUCCAUGCAAAGUUCGCAGCUUCAGUGUGGCGAAUGAGGUUGUGAAAGACAUUUGCACAGAGAUGGGUGUGAGUAAUCCAGCUGAGGUGAACGAAUUUUCCAUCCUUGCCACCCGUGGACAGGAUGCACAGGUGCGUCCCAUCCACCCAGAUGAGUACGUGUUCGACUUCCUGCUGGAUGAUGGCUCAAUCUCCCUCUCGUUCCAUCGUCUCAUCUGGAAAUAUCCUCUGCAUUUUGAGAACGACCUCUAUGUCGAGUUUCAUUACCAUCUGAUCCAGUGUGAUUAUCUGAGUGGGAAAUUCCUCCUGUCUGGCAGCAGCUCUACGCUUCAGCAGCAGGUGGCGGAGUUGGCUGCGCUUCAGCACCUCGCUCUGGGAUUCAAACAACCACCUACACAGCAAGAGCUAAAGCAGUAUUUUCCUCAUAUGGAUGGAAUCAGUGCCAGUGACCAAAAUCUGCAGAGUGCCACACUGAGACAGUUUUCCCUCAUUACAAACGUCACGCCUGCUGAGGCUAAAACACGCUUCAUCAAAACUCUCAGUUCACUGCAUCUCUUCGGUUCAAACGUAUUCAUUGCUCAGAAAGUCAGCCACAAAGACUGUCCGUCACCCUGUGUGGUGGCAAUCAAUCAUGAAAGGAUCAACAUCCUUCACCCUCAGAAACAGGUGCCAGCCUUAACAAUUCCGAUGGAUGAGCUCCAGUCCUUGCGCUCUGUCAAACCUAAGAAGGAAAAAAUGCCAGCAAUAGAGAUCAAAUUUGGCAACCCAUCUUGUGUUAACACCAUCAUUAUUUAUCUGAAGCAGGCGAGGGAGCUUUGCCACAUCAUUGCUAUAAUCAUGGAGGGAAUAAGACCUACCAGGAGCCACACAUGAACAUUUUAUUGAGCGCUACAUCUCUCUACUCACCAUCAAGCAGCUCCAUGCUCGGAUGAAUGCCGAUGAAUAAUUUGGGAAGUUAUUACUAUUGUUUAUUUUUACAAACGAUUGUGAGACUUUGCAGAACAGUUCAUUUCUCUAUGCAUAUAACAGUCUAACCAUCUUCCUUCUUUUAUAUUUUGAUUUAUUCCUUUAAUCCGAAUAAUGCAAUUAACAGCUUUAAAAAAUUUUUUUAAACAUACAGAAUUCUGAAAUUGUACUAGACUCAAAAAUGUUUUAUAGAAAUUCAUGUUUAUUUUUAAUUAUUUUUCUUUGUUUCACAAAAUAAAAAUAAGGGCAAAUGUAUAAGUCAUGUUAUACAUUUUAGAAUUAUCAGA